AUGGCCAUGGUUUUUUUGCACCUCGGACACUGCCGAGGAAAAGGAGAUCACAAAGUGACUGUUCACGUGGGACCCACUCCGGGGUACGAGUCCGCCGGCCGCCAUGACGCCUACACGGGCAACGGCUGGGGCAAAGGCGCCGCAUGGCACCUGGAAGCGCAAGAGAUACCGGCAGACUACCAACUUUAUCAUUUCAAGUCAGGUGCUGGGGCGGAUGGUCGAAGCUCUGGAGUU
Messenger RNA from Cladocopium goreaui, 234 nucleotides. The record is from the annotation of a GenBank genome assembly. NCBI's taxonomy places the organism in Eukaryota, Dinophyceae, Suessiales, Symbiodiniaceae.